Messenger RNA from Myripristis murdjan (pinecone soldierfish), 7853 nucleotides. It is a transcript of the gene ap1g1, whose product is annotated as adaptor related protein complex 1 subunit gamma 1. The coding region runs from base 151 to 2622 and encodes 823 amino acids. Gene Ontology annotation, biological process: vesicle-mediated transport; intracellular protein transport. The transcript has 24 exons. Gene Ontology annotation, cellular component: Golgi apparatus; AP-1 adaptor complex; membrane coat. The record is from RefSeq and is a predicted model, not a curated record. NCBI's taxonomy places the organism in Eukaryota, Metazoa, Chordata, Actinopteri, Holocentriformes, Holocentridae.
ACAAACCUCUGGGAUGUUUCAGUGUAACCCUCCGCCUGCGGUAGAUGUGCUGAGGCUAGAGUAGCCACCAUUUUGAAUGUCUAGUCUGUUCCUCCCUCCAUUGCUAAUAGAGAAGAUUCCAGUUAUUUUCUGGUAUCACCACGGCUAAGAAUGCCAGCCCCGAUCAGACUGCGGGAGCUGAUCCGGACCAUCCGGACAGCCCGGACCCAGGCAGAGGAGCGUGAGAUGAUCCAGAAAGAGUGUGCUGCCAUACGCUCAUCCUUCAGAGAGGAAGACAACACGUACCGCUGUAGAAAUGUUGCAAAGCUGCUUUAUAUGCACAUGUUGGGCUACCCAGCACAUUUUGGGCAGCUGGAGUGCCUGAAGUUGAUUGCGUCCCAGAAGUUCACUGACAAGCGAAUAGGCUAUUUGGGAGCUAUGCUGCUGUUGGAUGAGAGGCAGGAUGUCCAUCUACUAAUGACAAAUUGCAUCAAAAAUGAUUUAAAUCACAGCACACAAUACGUCCAGGGCCUGGCCUUGUGCACCUUGGGCUGCAUGGGUUCCUCAGAAAUGUGUCGUGACCUGGCUGGAGAGGUAGAGAAGCUGCUCAAAACAUCCAACUCAUACCUGAGGAAAAAAGCAGCGCUGUGUGCAGUUCACGUCAUCAGAAAGGUUCCAGAGCUUAUGGAAAUGUUUCUUCCAGCCACAAAAAACCUGCUGAGCGAGAAGAACCACGGUGUUCUCCACACAUCAGUUGUCCUGCUCACUGAGAUGUGUGAAAGAAGUCCUGACAUGCUCUCCCACUUCAGAAAGAAUGAGAAGCUGGUUCCACAGUUGGUGAGAAUCCUGAAGAACCUAAUCAUGUCUGGAUACUCUCCUGAGCAUGAUGUGUCAGGCAUAAGCGACCCUUUCCUGCAGGUGCGGAUAUUGAGACUACUGCGAAUUUUAGGCAGGAGCGACGACGACUCGAGUGAAGCGAUGAACGACAUUCUUGCACAGGUUGCAACCAACACAGAGACGAGUAAAAAUGUUGGCAACGCAAUCCUGUACGAGACCGUACUGACUAUAAUGGACAUCAAAUCAGAAAGUGGACUGAGGGUGUUGGCCAUUAACAUACUAGGUCGCUUCCUUCUCAACAAUGACAAAAAUAUAAGAUAUGUUGCACUGACAUCUCUACUAAAGACGGUACAAACAGACCACAAUGCAGUGCAGAGGCAUCGGAGCACCAUUGUGGAUUGUUUAAAAGACCUGGAUGUGUCCAUCAAGAGGCGUGCAAUGGAAUUGAGUUUCGCCCUGGUGAAUGGCAACAAUAUCAGGGGCAUGAUGAAGGAGUUGCUCUACUUCCUGGACUCCUGUGACCCAGAAUUCAAAGCAGACUGUGCGUCGGGAGUCUUCCUCGCUGCAGAGAAGUAUGCCCCAUCGAAAAGAUGGCACAUAGACACCAUUAUGAGAGUCCUGACAACAGCAGGGAGCUAUGUGCGAGACGAUUCCGUUCCCAACCUCAUCCAGCUCAUCACCAACAGUGUGGAGAUGCACGCCUACACAGUACAGAGACUUUACAAAGCUCUGCUGGACGACAUCUCUCAGCAACCUCUGGUGCAGGUGUCGUCCUGGUGCAUAGGAGAGUACGGGGACCUGCUGGUAUCGGGGCAGUGUGAGGAGGAAGAGCCCAUUCAGGUGACUGAGGAUGAAGUCUUAGAUGUGCUGGAAGGCCUCCUGGUGUCCAAUCUGUCCACGCCUGUUACUCGGGGCUAUGCCCUUACUGCCAUCAUGAAGCUGUCUACUCGCUUCAGCAGCGUUAACCGAAUCAAGAAGGUGGUUUCAAUAUAUGGCAGUAGCAUCGACGUGGAGCUGCAGCAGAGAGCUGUGGAGUACAACGCGCUUUUCAAGAAAUAUGAUCACAUGAGGCCUGCUCUCCUAGAGCGAAUGCCCAUUAUGGAGAAAACUGCUACUAAUGGCCCCACAGAGAUUGUACAGACCAACGGGGAGACAGAGCCCUCUGUUCUUGACACAAAACAUCCACCACCUGUCACCCAGCCGGCCAACCAGGCUAAUGAUUUGUUAGACCUGCUGGGUGGUAAUGAUGUGGUGCCAGUGAUCCAGACCACGCUGCCCACCAAGCCUGCCUCAGCCGGAGGAGAGCUGCUCGAUCUGCUGGGGGACCUCUCACUAACUGGUGGUCCAGCCCCUGCUCCUGCCCCCUCUGUGCCCACUUCCCAGCCCCCUUUCCUCCUGGAUGGCCUCUCCUCACAGCCCCUGUUCAAUGACAUUGCAGCGGCAGGUAUCCCUCCUAUGACGGCAUACAACAAGAACGGCCUGAAAAUAGAGUUCACAUUCGAGAGAGCCAACCCCAAUCCAAACAUAGCAGUUAUCACCAUCCAUGCCUCUAACUCCACCGAGGCGGAUAUGACAGACUUCGUUUUUCAGGCUGCAGUACCAAAGACGUUCCAGCUGCAGCUCCUAUCCCCAAGCAGUAAUGUUGUCCCAGCACUCAACCAGGGAACCGUCACACAGGUUAUCAGAGUCCUCAACCCACAGAAGCAACAGCUACGAAUGAGGAUCAAGCUGACGUACACCCACAAAGGCUCGCCUGUGCAAGACCUGGCCGAGGUCAAUAACUUCCCCCCUCAGUCCUGGCAGUGAUGAGCCGCCACUGUCGCUCUCAAAACGCCCCGGCCAAGGGAACUAUGAAAAAGAUUCUCCUUUCACCUCCCUCCUUUCCUCCAACGGAUCCCCCUGUGACAUCACUGCAGACUGCUGCCCUCGAGUUGCAUGGGAAGCAGCAGAGCAUCUAACACAGGAGAAAAAAAAAAAAAUCAACAGAUGUUAUGAAGACCCCAUUUGACUAUUGACAUCACCAGAAAAAUUUGAAAACAUAUCCAUUAACUAACCUUUUCUUUUUUCUUAUUUUCCUGAUUUGAUUUUUUUGUGCUUUGUAGUACUAUUUUCAGCCCCACCCCUCACCCCCCCCAGCACUACCACCACCCACAAAAGCACACAUGCACACCACGCCCUCCCUGUGGUAUGCUCUUCCUUGAGUCACUGUAGAGAAGAACUGUAUGAGCACGUGGGUAAUCCAUAGUCUUCUUUUGAUUCACUCUUUUAUCUACCCUUAAUUUAAGGUGGACACUUUCCACAAAAAUAGAAAAAAAAAAAAUCAGCUCGUGUAGCCAACAACUUGGUUCACCAGUUAUUAUGCAUAUUUAAAUUAACUCUAAUAAUAAUUUAUGAUUGGCUUUGUGUUCAGAUUCUUCACCCGAAGGCCUGAGCCUUAAAAUCCUACAAUGGCAGCAAAAACGGCUCUGAAAGAUCUAGUGCAGUCAUGAACCUCGGGGAUGAACCUCUUUUCAGCCUGCAUCUCAUGAGUGAUUUAUCUUGUCAGACAGUCCUAUUUGUUUUGAAUUGCGUCAGUUUGCUCUGAAGCAUGUUUGAGCAGUGUUAGGAUUACAUUCACCCCUCCACUCAAGCUCGGAGGGGCUUUCCUGGUUCUGCCAGUAGGUUUCUCUACCCUAUGUUUCCAUAGGAAGUAGUCCUCACUUUGUUUUGUCGCCACUAUAGGAAAAUGAACAGAUCCACGUUGCCUAGUUUGACCACCUGUGGCUACCUGAUGUGCUAAAAGAAAUUUUCCGACAGCUCUCCCAAAAACGGAUUUGUAGCUUCUUGUUUUCUCUUUGUUUUUCUCAACAAAUUCAGCAGUUGAUUGCUUGGCAUAGUCUGAGGAUAUCGAUUCAGUCUGAGGGAUAUUAUCCACGCCCGAAAUAACAACUUGUAGUUUCAUAGUGAAAUGUAUUGAUAGACUGAUUGCAUCCAUGCGUCAGAGAUCUGUGUUAAAAGUUUUCCUGCAUCUGUGUCCGCACAGCCUAGCUUGCAACUUAGAAAUUUCAGUUUUAUUUAGCCUGGUUGAACUUGGUCACCAUGCACAUACAUGUAAAUGAAAUUUGUUAUGAAUGUAGUUACAUGCACUGAAUGCUUUUUUUUCUCUCUCUCUCACUGUCUCUCUCUCUCUCUAUCUCUCGAGUCUUCUCCUUUAUGGCUGUCUUCUUUGGAAACAGUCAUCUUGUUGGCACUAUUUUGUGAUAGUAUGUUUUUUCUGCAGUUAUUUGACUUAAUUAUUUAUGCCUGAUAUCAAAGUGAUGUGCCUUUCUGACUUUGCUAGAUAAAAUCCCCUAAACUAUUCAGUUCUACACGAGCUGUGUUUGUAGUCGUCUGAUUGUGUGUCGGUCACAUGUUAGGGUUGAUAUCCUGGUAACUCAAAACAUUAGGAAUACGGUCCAGAUGGAUUUGAAACGAUGUAUCACUUCAUUUGAAGAUUUUUACUUGAGCAUACAAAUCACAUUACAGCCAGUCCACUCACACCAUUGACUUCCUUGGGUGUCAAUACCAAUGCCACUCACCUGUUGUUAUUUUUGACAAAACAAACUACAGCAAUGUGAUGUUGUUGUUUUUUUUUCCUGUACUCUGUGUUAAACCUUACAUGGAAAACAAAAAAAAAGCCCAUUUGGAGUGAGUCAAGAAACACAAAGUGUUAAGGAUUAUCAGGGCAGCUACUGUCAGAUGUAACCUGUUCCUAAACUGGUUAUCAAGGUUUAAACUGGCGUCAAGCAUGUUUUAAAACAAACAAAAUAGUAUAAAUGUUCUCCUGAAGUGAAAUGUCAUUUUAAGACUGUUUAGUUUUUUUUUUUUUUUUUCUUUUUAAGAACAUCUAACUUGUGCGUUUGGAUCACCUGGUGAGGUACUGGGAUGGGUUGUCCUGUUGGUUGACUGUUGGUUUGAUUUCUUUGGCUCUCGUCUUCUCCAAAUCAGAAUUCCGACCUAGGCUGUCGGGGACAGUAACCUUAAUACCUCACAAUGUUUCUCUUUCUGUUAACGUUCAGCGGCACAGUAGAUUAACAGCUUUGUUUAGUCAUGAAUUUGCAGUCAAGGGGGGAGCAUCUGUACGAACGACACAAGCGAGUAGUUUCUCCAUCUCAUUACCUAACGAGCUUACGGCAGCCCCUUCGAUGCUGUGUUCAGAUCUUCAGAUGCUCAAUCAGGCUGUGUACUUAUCUACACUAUGCUUCACUAUCUAACUUUUGUGACCAAAUCAGAGAGACUAUUAGCUUUGGAAAUAUUUUUGAGCUACGGUAUGUGUAUAUGGAGAAAAUUAUUUCAUUUAAGUUUAACUUUUUUUUCUGUUGUUGAUAAAUGCUAUAUUGGCUUUUUUGUUUUCUGUACAUAUUGAGGGCUUUUACAAUUUUUGUCUCUUGUACUAUCUUUCAUCCUUUUUUUAGAUACCAUUUUCUAAAAAAAUUCCAAUUAUUCACACUGUAUAUUGUCUGAAUAGAUCUAGUCAUCAUCAUAGUCUACAAAGACUUCCCUGUAUCAUCAGUCACUCAUUGUAAAAGAUAUAUGAUCUGCUGCCUGUACAUUGUAUAUAAUUGUAAAACAAACAAAGCUGAUCAAAUUAAAUAAAAGACCCACGUGAAGACUUACAAAGAUUAGCUAGGGAUUAUAAUUGUAUACAUAUAUGUAAAAAAAAACACAAAAAGGAAUCUUGAAAGGAUGCAAAUGAGCUGCAUUUGAUUUACUAUUCUCUUCAUACUCUUCAUGACUGGAUGUGUCAGCUUAUACUUAUUUUACCGAUAGUUGAUGAGUUGGUUAGGCUACCCGGUCGGGUUGUUUUGGAUGUGGAAGUGAGGUUUUGGGUUUUGCCUGGAGACUGAAAGUGGUGUUUUGUCUGAAUGAUGUACUGUACUACUGAGAAACCCGAGCACAGUGCUGCACCGCGGCAGAAGUGGCACCUCGUCUGUUCCCCUGCCCCUCAGACAGGCCUCGUGUUUCCAUGCUCUCCUUUAAAGAGGGAGCAGGCAUCUUGCCAACAUGUAACCCUUCCCUCUGGCCUUACAUUAUGUGCAGUUUAUCCUCCUGCACUCUCAGCUAAUUAGAUCUAAUCAAACGCUGUCUGAGCGACAAAGUGAUUAUUGGACGGACACUCUACGUCUACAGUGCGUUUUUGUGUUUUGUUUUUUGUUUAAGAGUGAAUCGUCCCAUUGGCCUCGUUCUGUCUUGUAUCUGCGGGUCAUUUUGUGUGUUUGCUGUCACGGCUGCCUGAUUGAUUUUUUUUUUUUUUUUUUUUUUUUGUCCGUCAUAUAGCACCUUUCCUAAAGGCAUCGCACCUUUCAAAACGUAUCGGAUCUCAACAAGACACGGCUGAGGGAGCUUUUAACCUUGUGACCCCCCGCUAUGUAAAUUUCGCAUUAAAAUAGGGUAGUAUCAGAAUAAGAGCGGACAUCAUGUUAUUCCACGCAGUUCCCAGAUAUGAUUAAUGGAGAAUCUGCGUUCCUUUUGUUCUUUUUGACCAAUUCAAGGCUUCCUUUCAGUACCUUCUUCCCCUUGUUGCCGAUGCUGUUCAUUGCCACGGGGUGUGGUGAAGAUGUCACACAUAUGCAACGCACAUUUUUAGCUUUCUCACCGGGUCCAGCUCUUCUCUUAGUAGCCUGCUUUCAUGAAAGGCAAGAUUAGGUUGUUUUGACAGAGAUGUCAAACUGAUGUGAGGCCUAUAGGUAACAUACUUCUGUUUUUUUUUUUUUUUUUUUUUUUUUUUUUAGUAUUUAAUUUAAUUUCACAUGGCCGUCAUGCGGGAUGUGUGUGACGAAGACAUAGACAGGUCCAAAUUUUGUUUCAAGAGGACCUUAUUUUGAUUUUUAGUCAUUGGAGUGCUGCUUUACCUGUCAUUGAGAUGAAUCUGGGAUGAACCUGCAUGUUUCCUGUGCUACAAGCUAAUAUCCACAAGGGGGAGAUGUUCAAAAUGGAAGGCUGACAGGAUGGGAAAGGAGGUUUCACACACCUUGUCUUGAAUGUUUUCGUUGGUGUUGUUUGUACUGUCUUAAUCCACCAGUGUGUACCCUCGUUAAUCACAUUUGAUCAGUUCUUUUAAUAAUACAAUAAAUCAUGCAAUUUUAAAAAAAUGUACAAAUGACAAUGAACCCAACAUAAGCGGUUUGGACACUGUAACUAUAAAAGAUGAAAAGUGGAAACAAAUGCCCAUUAGCGGUGUGAUCAGCUAUUGAGGUGACAUUUGUGUGUGAUUGCGUGUGUGUGUGCGUGCGUACGUGCGUGUGUGUGUAUAAAUGCCUGUGUGAGUGGGAUGGUAAAUGUGUGAUAUGUCUUACUUUUAAGUCGGUAGGACAUGAUUUUUGGCUGCAAUUUCGACUUUCAGCUUCUGAGCUGCAUGUGAGAACCGAUGUAAAUAAUGUCAUUUCUACUCUUGACCUAAUCCUCUUUUUUGAAAUGCAAGAAAUGUUACAGAUCCAUCACAUCACCUUGGUGGGCCAGCACUAACAUGUACAAUUGGAAGUUGUUUGGUGCAUUAAAAUACUUUAUUUUUGUUUUUGUUUGUAAGGAGAUGACAAAAGUGCACAUCAGUCAUUUGGAUUAAUCGGAUAAUUCAGUUUUUUUGUUUUGUUUCUAAUGCUGUUAUUUGGUCAGGCGAAUUCAGUGUGUAAAGGGCUUGGAAGAGCAUCUGAAUUCAUAUUCCUAUUCCCUGUUGAAUCUUUGAAAAAAAAAAAAGUUGCAUCCAUUGUCCUUUGGAAAUAAAAAUCUGUAUGUAAGCCCCAGGUCUAUCCUGACUGUAAAACGAGAUGAUCGCCUGAUAUCUGCUUUGUUGGGGGAGGGUUGGAGGUAUGAGGUUCACUUUUUCCAGUCAAGUUUGACAUGUUGAGCUGAAUCAGAGUCUCAUGUCUUCAAGGUGAGUGUGAAUGUUGGACUGAAAAUAUGAAGUGAUUAAAGAUGAAAAGUUGUAAACUAUUAAAUGGGAUAUUUUCAAUUUAUGCUGUGUAUUCUUGUCUUUGGGUUGGAGAAAAUGAUCAAGAGAAUAAUAAAAAGUCAAAUAAAAA